CACUGGAUAUACUUUUAUGGAUAUUUCUUAGGGUUUAUCAUGUCUGGGGCGAGCGUUCUCGGCGUCCUGGGGCACGGCUGCGCCCACAUUCUCCCACCGAUUGCCGCUCCAUCCGCGAGGAUCCACAACAGGGCGCUCGGAUUCUCCGUCAGGUCGAGCCGCAGCGUCGCGUCGCCGAUGGCAAAUCUUGGGGGAUGGCUGUCCAAGCUGGGAGUAGGGCGCGCGACUGCCAGGGUUCGCGAUCCGGAAGGCGCCAAGAUCGCGCAGGGGCCGGACGACGACGCGCCUGCGCCCGGGCAAGAAUUCGCGCAAUUUGGCGCCGGAUGCUUCUGGGGUGUGGAGCUCGCAUUCCAGAGAAUCCCGGGCGUGACGAAAACAGAGGUAGGCUAUUCCCAGGGCACUGUGCACAAUCCCUCGUACGAGGACGUUUGCAAUGGCGAUACCGGGCACUCGGAGGUGGUGAGAGUGCAAUACAAUCCAAAGGAGACGAGCUUCUCCUCGCUGCUGGAUGUUUUCUGGGACCGCCACGAUCCGACCACUUUGAAUCGUCAGGGGAACGAUGUUGGCACCCAGUACAGGUCGGGAAUCUACUUCUACCACCCGGAACAGGAGAAAGCCGCCCGAGAGUCCAUGCAAAAGCACGAGGAAAAGAUCAAGAGGAAGAUCGUGACGGAAAUCUUGCCAGCUACAAAGUUUUAUCGCGCCGAAGAGUACCACCAGCAAUACUUGGCCAAGGGUGGCAGAUCUGGCUUCAGGCAGUCAGCUGAAAAGGGCUGCAACGAUCCUAUCCGCUGCUAUGGUUAGACAGGUACGCCUGUCGCAUUGCCUGUGUACUACUACUCUCGUUUUUCUUCCCUUUUGCUAGCUCAGGAGCUGUAGAUGAUGAAAAGCUGGAAGAAAGCGGCGUCGGCUCUUCCUGUAAAUAACACACGCUGCUGCCACCCUCGCGCUGUGCAGUUGCUGGAACUUAAAAAGAAAUGGGACUUCCCUUUCUCUCCUGAAAAGAGAUUUCUCUCA
Molecule: messenger RNA, 1017 nt
Organism: Selaginella moellendorffii
Lineage: Eukaryota; Viridiplantae; Streptophyta; Lycopodiopsida; Selaginellales; Selaginellaceae
Product: peptide methionine sulfoxide reductase A1
Exons: 2
Coding region: 40-804 (254 amino acids)
Biological process (GO): cellular response to oxidative stress
Cellular component (GO): cytoplasm
Molecular function (GO): peptide-methionine (S)-S-oxide reductase activity
Source: RefSeq, a predicted model, not a curated record